AUGGCUGCUCGAAGAAAGACAAAUAAGCCCCAGGUUGAAGAACAGCUUUCUCUUAAAGCUGCUUUGAACCCCGACGAGACUGUUUUUGGUGUUUGUCAUAUUUAUGCAUCAUUCAACGACACUUUUGUCCACGUUACGGACUCUACCUGUUCUGAAACUAUAAUUCGUGUCACCGGUGGAAUGAAAGUCCGCGCUGAUCGUGACGAAUCCAGUCCCUACGCUGCUAUGCUUGCCGCUCAGGAUGUAGCUGAUCGUUGCAGAGCUUUGGGCAUUAGUGCACUGCAUGUUCGUAUACGUGCUACCGGUGGAACUAAGGCUCGAACCCCAAGUCCUGCUGCUCAGUCUGCUCUGAGGGCCUUGGCACGUUCUGGGAUGAAGAUCGGCAGAGUCGAAGAUGUUACACCAAUUCCAUCUGAUUCUUCCAGAAGGAAGGGUGGUCGUCGUGGUAGGAGAUUGUAA
Rodentolepis nana is the source of this 459-nucleotide messenger RNA. The record is from the annotation of a GenBank genome assembly. Lineage: Eukaryota; Metazoa; Platyhelminthes; Cestoda; Cyclophyllidea; Hymenolepididae.